UCUUUUUUCAUUAUUCUUUCUCCCAUUUUCUUUAUUCCUCUAGGUUGCAGAAGAGGAGGCGACUCUCCAUUUUCAUCUCCUCUUUAACCUUUCCAUUACUUUUUCAUUUCUACAUCACCACUGUUGAUUUUAGUCGAUAAUCAAAUGGAUUCUUCAGCUCCAGUUGUGACUAUGGAUGUGGAUCAAUCAAUCCCAGCAUCAACCCCUGCUACUGUGGUGGAACAGCACUUUUCUGAUGCUAGAAGCCGUAGAGAAAUAUGAGAAAGCUUUUAGAAGAAUGGAAUUCGAAGAUAAGAAAUUCAGGGAGAAGUUUUGUUUUAGUAUGAAUGCAUCUGCUGCUGCUUCUUCUAUUGAAGAUCGGUAUGUUUUUGUUGAGCAUGAGACACAUGCUUCUAGUUCAUCGGAAUGUGAUUCUGAUCCAGAAGCUGGUGUCGGUAAAUCCAAUGCAACUAGGGCCGGUAAGAAGACAAAGAAAUCAGUACAUGCUCCCUUUUCUGCUGAUUGGAGCAACGUCAGAAGUUUUGUGAAGUUCCUCAAGGUAUUCUUCGAUGCAACUAUCAAGUUUUCUGCAUCCACUUUUAUUACGUCAAAUUCGUUCAUGUGGCAACUCUGCGUCAUUCAUCAACAACUGGCUACAUGGAGAAACAUUGAAGACCCAUUCAUUUUUGACAUGGCUACUGUGAUGACUGACAAGUAUAUGAAGUACUGGGGGUCAUAUGAGGCUAUGAACCCUUUCCUUUUUAUUGCUGUACUGCUUGAUCCUCGCGAAAAAGAAGUUGGAUUGAAUUUCAGGCUUGAGAUCUUCUGCAAGGAUGAUUUGGAGAGGGUUGCUGAGUUGAGGGACUGUGUGAAGAAGGUCUUAGAGAGAUAAUGCUGAAGAGAUUGAGACAGAUAUCCUAGGUCCCGUGACUGCAGAAGAUUGAUAGAGGGAGCUAAUGACAGCUAAUGGUGUUCGAUGAACGGUGCUACUUGGAAGAACCUCUGGAAUAAUCUAUCCUAUUGGAGUUUUCACUUACACAUUAGCUGAAGAAUACCUGGACUUUGCAUAUUAGUUGAAGAAUAAAACCUUAGUGAUAUCGUAUGUUCAUUCUUUAUUCAUUCAUUCUUUAUUCUUACAGAAGUAUCAAAACAGUUGAAUCUGGUUUGCUUUUAGUCUUGCUUUCAAUUUUCUUGAGAUUAUUAAUUUAUUAUCAGUUUGGUUAAGAGAUUUUUCAGUAGAUUAUUGAAUUUAUUAUUAUUAUUA
Messenger RNA from Papaver somniferum (opium poppy), 1243 nucleotides. RefSeq names its product zinc finger BED domain-containing protein DAYSLEEPER-like. The coding region runs from base 176 to 871 and encodes 231 amino acids. The transcript has 6 exons. The record is from RefSeq and is a predicted model, not a curated record. NCBI's taxonomy places the organism in Eukaryota, Viridiplantae, Streptophyta, Magnoliopsida, Ranunculales, Papaveraceae. Gene Ontology annotation, molecular function: DNA binding.